AUGUACAAUACUGCAUCUGUUUCACGGAAUGCAAUUGUUGCUACUGGCUUGGUAAUGUUUGCAGCUGCAGGUUUGGCAUUUCCGUUUUACAUGGCGUCAUCACCGAAGCCUGUCAUUGACCCAUCAAAGCCGCUAUCACCCCAGGCAACUUUUCGAGGGCCUUAUAUAAACACUGGCUCUCGCGACGUUGGACCUGACUAUCAGACCUACCCGAAGAAGUGAUCACUAUGAUGAAGGGACAUAUCUGUAUUUUCGACUGAGAAGGUCUCUCUUGAUCUACAAAUAGAUGACGUAGAAAUCCAACAUUCUUCUCGUGCUCACUUUUGAAUGUGUUAAAUUAAUUGUCAGUGAGACUUC
Molecule: messenger RNA, 357 nt
Organism: Pyrus x bretschneideri (Chinese white pear)
Lineage: Eukaryota; Viridiplantae; Streptophyta; Magnoliopsida; Rosales; Rosaceae
Exons: 4
Coding region: 1-222 (73 amino acids)
Source: RefSeq, a predicted model, not a curated record